Molecule: messenger RNA, 585 nt
Organism: Adineta ricciae
Lineage: Eukaryota; Metazoa; Rotifera; Eurotatoria; Adinetida; Adinetidae
Source: the annotation of a GenBank genome assembly
AUGACAUUGCAUCCAAGAAAGUUACUUGUAUUGGAUAUUGAUGGCACGUUGGUCUUCGCGGAAGACAAAUCACAAGUCACACAUAUGGAAAUCGAGCAAAAUCAUCAUUUCGAAUUAGAAGAAGGAUCGAUUUUAGUGUGGAAACGGCCGGAUAUUGAUGAAUUUCUCGAAUGGUGUCUAGAGCAGUAUGAUGUUGGUGUAUGGUCAGCAUCAGGUUCUGAGUAUGUUCAUGCUGUCGUAGAUCACAUUUUCCCAGAACACUUACGAUCAAAAUUAAAGUUUAUUUGGACAUCAUCAAGAUGCACAAGAAGAUAUCACCAACGAUCAUUGGAUGUGUAUGGAGUACCGUUCACAAUAAAAAAAUUACGAAAACUAUGGAGAAGGAAAACAAACAGUUAUAACCGACGCAAUACGUUGAUACUCGAUGAUUCUCCUUCAACGUACCGAGAAAAUUAUGGGAAUGCAAUUCCUAUCGCUUCCUAUGCUGCAAGUUCGAAAGAUCGUGAGUUGCAACGAAUUAAAAGUCUUUUAGAAACAUUAAUCUUGUCAAAUGAUGUCCGAACAAUACAUAAAUUACCCGAAUAA